UUUUUUUUAAUUUUUAUAAUAACUAACAAAUUAGAAACAAUGCAAACAAUUAGUACAUUUUUUUAAGACAUCAAUCGAUUUGGCGGGCCGGCCCGUAGGUUGGACACCCCUGGUCUAGAGGUCUACAAAACUUUACUACACCAUAGGGCAGGCACAGAUUAAAGAUUAUAAACACUGGUGCAGUGGUGCUCUGUGCAGUCUGCUGACUGCUAGUCUACUCCCGUCGAGCGACAAAUCGCUAAUUGUCUGUUAUUGUAUUCAUUUCGUUCCUGUUUUUUUUUCGUCUCUCAAUUAAUUAACUCGUAAUAUACGACCGAAUAUAUUUGGGGGAUAGGUUUGGUUUAAAAAUUUGCGUUACCCGAGAUAUGUGAUUGUGACAAUAUGGGCUGUGUUUACAGCAGCAGAAAAACUUUGCCCCCUUUUUUCUUCAAAGUUAUAAAUAUAGACGACAACGGCAGGGAAAAGUACCAUGGCCAAAUGGAGAUCGCCACUUGCAACCUGAUAUUGCAUAAGAGUGGAGAACCGUCUAUUAUAUGGCCGCUUAGCACAAUUCGCCGUUAUGGGUAUGAAGACUUCAUGUUUUGCUUUGAAGCCGGCCGCUCUUCUCCUUUCGGCCAAGGCAUAUUUGCUUUCAGAAGUAAAGACGCUAAAAACAUUUUUAAUGCCGUCAAAGAAAAAUUACAGAUUGAAAGUGAAACAGAUCCAGUCAACGAUAUCGCUUCUGAAGUACGUAAUUAUUCUGGUCAGUCAUAUACAAGUACUAAUACAAUUGAAAAAGUUUACGAUGAAUUCAAUUUCAAUGGAUUAAGGUUUUGUAGCGAGUCAAACAGCAACUUCCAACCUCCAGAUCUUAUGCUGGACCCAGAUACUGCAUUUUUACCAAAAAGUUCUUACGUAAACAUGCUGAACGACAAUGAAGAAGAAGACGAUUUGUUCAAUGAUCCCUUUGAGUUACCCAAAGAUACUCCCACUUAUACUGAAGUGGAAAUAGCUGCUUGCACACCCAAAAGAAAGAGUGAAUCAUUGCCUACUUCUCCUACAGAAAUUCCAAGUUAUACAGCAAUAGAUUUUAAUCAAACAAUGCAUUUAAGUCAGAAAAUGCUCAGAGGAAGUGAUGAUGCUGGGAUCAGGAAAACUAGACAUGAUUCUACAAUGAGCAAUCCUUAAUAAUAUUAUCAGAACCAACAAAAUUUGAAGACCAAUUAUAAAUAUAUUCAACCAAAUUUGUAGCAUUAGAAUAUUUAUGAUGAUCUUUAAUUGCUCGUUGUUUGACUUUAUAUACUAUUUAUUUUUUUGAUAUUUAAUUUGGCUUCCUGCUUUUAUAUUGCUCGGUGCUUUUUUUUUUAGACAGAUGUCUUUAGAUCAAAAUUAGUGAUUAGUUGUGUUAAAGUAAAUAAAAUCAAUUAAUAUCAAAAGGUUAUAUUUUAAAACCAUAUGAAAUAUUAAUAAUUCUAAAUAACAUUAACUGUUACUUUUCAAGUUCACUUAUUUAAUAAUCGUGCCAAAGCUGAUGUGAUUUGUUUUUCACAACACGGAUCCUUUAUAGGAUAUUUAAACUUUAAUAUUUAAUCAAACACUGAGAUAAUUAAUAUUUACUGUUAUAAUGUUAGUUGUUACUAUAAUUCAUUAAAAUUUGUUCAUUGUAACCAGUUUUGCCAAAUAAUUUGUACAAAUUAAAUAUGUUAACAGUUACUCAAAUUUCAACAUUAUUUGUUUUACGCAAUUAUUUCGUGCCAUAUACAUUCCUUAAGGUUGUUCAGACUGAAUAAUUGUCAUUGUUAAGACAUUGUUUAUGAUUCAUAUUUUUAUCAAUUCAAAUAAUUAAACGAUAAAAUCAAAAAUGUUUAAUAUUUUAUAUCAAAUUUGAAUAGUAACAAUUUAUAUAAAAUAGUUUUAUACAAUACACAGUUAAUACCAAAGAAUUAAUGUUAACUACACGAUAUAAUUAAGAAAUCGAUUGUCCAAUAAAAAAAAAAAAAUUAUGGUAUGGUAGA
Myzus persicae (green peach aphid) is the source of this 1994-nucleotide messenger RNA. RefSeq lists its product as uncharacterized. The transcript has 3 exons. Bases 382 to 1167 code for a protein of 261 amino acids. Gene Ontology annotation, cellular component: cytoplasm. Gene Ontology annotation, biological process: cell surface receptor protein tyrosine kinase signaling pathway. Lineage: Eukaryota; Metazoa; Arthropoda; Insecta; Hemiptera; Aphididae. The record is from RefSeq and is a predicted model, not a curated record.